AUGUCUCCUGAGCAGCGUGGUGGCUGCCUCUGCGCCCUGGGGUUCCUCUGGCUGCUUGCAGUGGCAGAAGCAAAGACCAGAACAUACUACCUGGGAAUUGUGGAAGAGAACUGGGACUAUGCACCAUCUGGGAAAAAUCUGAUCACUGGACAAAGCCUCUUAGAGGACAAGUUUGCGAGUGUGUAUGCGACAAGAGGAGCCAACCGGAUAGGACGUGUGUACAAAAAGGCUAUUUUUAGGCAAUUCACAGAUGACACUUACUCCCAGGAGAUCCCCAAAGCAGCAUGGCUGGGAUUCCUCGGGCCAGUACUGAAGGCAGAACAAGAGGAUGUCUUUAUCAUCCAUCUAAAAAACUUUGCUUCCCGCCCAUACUCUGUGCAUCCACACGGGGUCUUCUAUGACAAGGACUCUGAAGGAGCACUUUACCCUGAUGGAACCGGCGGUAAAAGCAAGGAGGAUGACUUUGUUGUUCCUGGCGGGAAUUACACAUACACAUGGCCAGUAAGGAAAGAUUAUUCCCCAACUUUGGCAGACUCAAACUGCUUGACUUGGAUUUACCAUUCUCACAUUGACACACCAAGAGAUAUUGCAUCUGGUUUAAUUGGGCCUCUGCUGGUGUGUAAAAAAGGAACUGCAGAUGACACCACAAUAGAAGGGACUGGUGCUGCUAAUGCUUUUGCCCUGAUGUUUAGCAUUGUAGAUGAAAACUUCAGCUGGUACCUUGAUGAGAAUAUAAAUACCUUCUGCCUGGAACCAGACACAGUGGACAAAGAGGAUGAAGGUUUCCAGACCAGCAACCGAAUGCAUGCCAUUAACGGUUAUAUUUAUGGCAAUCUCCCCGGCUUGGAGAUGUGUGCUGACACUUCCAUGUCCUGGCAUCUGUUUGGCAUGGGAAGCGAGAUAGAUAUCCAUGCUGCUUAUUUCUACGGCCACACGUUCACUAGUAGAGACCAGAGAGCAGAUGUCGUCGGCCUGUUCCCAGCAACGUUCAUCACAGCGGAGAUGACUCCCGGCAGCCCUGGGAGGUGGCUGAUAACGUGCCAGGUUAAUGAGCACUUACGAGGUGGCAUGGAGGCACUAUACGAUGUUCAGAUCUGCCAAAAAAACCUGUCUCACCCUUCACCAAUCAGUCACAUGAGAAAAUACUAUAUUGCUGCUGAAGAAGUGCUCUGGAAUUACGGACCUGACGGUUAUGAUAAAUUCACUGGGCAGGGUUUGAAUGCCACUGGCAGUGAAUCUGCAACAUAUUUCACACAAGGGACUGACAGAAUAGGAGGGCAAUACUGGAAAGUUCGCUAUGUGGAAUACACUGAUGCAACAUUCAGUAAGAAGGCUUGGUCGGAGGACAUGAAGCAUCUGGGAAUACUUGGUCCCGUUAUAAAAGCUGAAGUGGGAGAUACGGUGCUAGUUACUUUUGCCAACAAAGCCAGAAGAAGCUACAGCAUUAUGGCCCAUGGUGUAAGCUUCAGCAAGCUGUCGGAAGGUGCUCCUUACCUAGACGGCUAUCUGAAGCCAGGAGCCCAUGUUAAGCCAGGGGAAACCUUCACUUACAAGUGGAGGGUGCCUGAAAAUGGAGGUCCAGCAGAGAGUGACCCACCAUGCCUGACCUAUCUGUACUACUCAGCCACUGAUGCUGUCAAGGACACCAACUCUGGCCUUGUGGGGCCUUUGCUGGUGUGUCGGAAGAACACACUGAAUCAUGAUGGGACACAGAAAGGAAUCGAUAGAGAAUUUUACCUCCUCUUUUCAAUCUUUGAUGAGAAUGACAGCUGGUAUCUGAACAAGAAUAUUGAAGCAUUUACUGGAGACCCUUCAAAAGUAGACGAGAAUGAUGCUGAUUUCAAGGAAUCCAACAAAAUGCAUGCUGUCAACGGCUACUUGUAUGGUAAUCUGCCAGGCCUGACCAUGUGCAAGAACGACAAGGUGUCCUGGCACCUCAUCGGGCUGGGCAGUCACUAUGACAUGCAUGGCGUUCAUUUUCAAGGAAACACCAUCAACCUCAGAGGGACAACAAGGGAUGGGCUGGCCUUGUUUCCUCAUUUAUCGGGGACAGCACUGAUGCAGCCAGAUCGUGUGGGCACAUUCAAAGUGGUUUGCAGGACUUUUGAUCACUUUGUUGGUGGGAUGAAACAUCUCUACGAGGUCAGCAGCUGCCGCAAUACCACCCAAGCCCAGCAGCAGUACGGAACCAUGAGGCUCUACUACAUUGCCGCAGAGGAGGUUGAGUGGGACUAUGCCUCAAAUAAGAGCUCAGCACCCAGGAUUUACAAUGUCAGCAGCAAUGAGGAAAGCUAUGGGCAUAUUUUUCUGAGCCAAGCGGAAGAUCUGAUUGGUUCAAAAUACAAGAAGGUGGUUUACAGGGAGUACACAAAUGGCAACUUCACACAUCGAAAAAUGAGGACAGAAGAGGAGGAACACUUGGAAAUCCUGGGGCCGUUACUCCAUGCUGAGGUCGGUGACUCUGUACUGAUUGUAUUUAAGAACAAAGCCAGCAGGCCUUAUUCGAUAAGUGCACAUGGCAUAGAAGAAGUGGGUUGUGAAGAACAGCCUGAGACACCAAUUACCCUCCCUGAGUGGAAAGUUCCGUCAGAAGGAGGAGUCACAAGUGGAGCAUACAAUACAACUACUGCAACAAAUAGAACCACUGAAAAGGACGAUGACAGCAAGGGGGGCAAUUAUUUUGGCAAAACUCUGAGUCCUGGAGAAACCAGCCUGAUACUCGCAGCUUUUUUUUUCAUUGGACUUGUUCUGCUGUCAACAGCAUUAAUCUUCUUCUGCCUCGUCACCCACCAAGGAAACAGGAUCCAUUACACGGCUCUGCAUGACAAAAGUGCACUUCUGGCAGAUUCCUUGUAAAUCCCCGUUUUUAAUAUCAUUCACAGGGCCUCACUGGAUUUCACAACAUAGAAUCAUAAAAUCAUUAGGGUGGGAAAAUACCUCUAAGAUCACU
Empidonax traillii (willow flycatcher) is the source of this 2950-nucleotide messenger RNA. It is a transcript of the gene HEPHL1, whose product is annotated as hephaestin like 1. Gene Ontology annotation, biological process: iron ion transport. Gene Ontology annotation, cellular component: plasma membrane. The coding region runs from base 1 to 2856 and encodes 951 amino acids. NCBI's taxonomy places the organism in Eukaryota, Metazoa, Chordata, Aves, Passeriformes, Tyrannidae. Gene Ontology annotation, molecular function: ferroxidase activity; copper ion binding. The transcript is spliced from 16 exons. The record is from RefSeq and is a predicted model, not a curated record.